AUGGAGGCAGUAUCUAUGCCCGGUGCUUUUCCCUCCACAGCAGAUGAGAAUGUCCCCAGCAACAGAACACCCAAGAGACGGUUCGUGGGGAGACGCACUGCAGAAGCGCAGGCGAGGCAGAGACGGGAUGAGACUGACAGUUCCAACGUGGAGGAAACCACCGCGGUCAUUCACAAGGAUCAGCGGAAGGCUCCAAGAGUCUUGAACCAGGUACCCCCCGAAAUCCUCGAUGAUCCAGAUAUCCAGGCGGCCAUGACCUUGCUCCCUCACAAUUACAGCUUUGAGAUCCCCAAAACCAUCCACCGCAUAAGAACGCUCGAGGCCAAGAGGGUGGCUUUACAAUUCCCUGAGGGGUUGCUCAUGUUUGCCACGACCAUCUCAGACAUCCUGACUCAAUUCUGCCCAGGCACGGAAACCUUGAUCAUGGGAGAUGUCACGUAUGGCGCAUGCUGUAUCGAUGAUUACACUGCAAGAGCCCUGGGCUGUGACCUGCUUGUCCACUACGCUCAUAGUUGUUUGAUACCCGUCUCGGCGACCAAGAUCGCCACCCUGUACAUCUUCGUUGACAUCUCCAUCGACACCAAGCACCUGGUGAGCACGCUGUCUCGAAACAUACCCCCUGGAAAGACAAUCGCCAUGGUGGGUACCAUCCAGUUCAAUGCCACACUCCACACAAUAAGGCCUGCCCUCGAGGCCGAGGGUCUGAAGUUGGUGGUGCCGCAGAUUAUGCCGUUGAGCAAGGGCGAAGUGCUGGGUUGUACUGCGCCCAAGAUCAAUCCAGACACCAAUGUUGAUCUGAUCCUAUACCUCGGCGAUGGCCGCUUUCACCUGGAAGCCGCCAUGAUUGCAAAUCCCCAUAUUCCAGCCUAUCGAUACGAUCCAUAUUCUCGGAAAUUGACGAGAGAAACAUAUUCACACGAUGAGAUGCUGGACAUGCGCGCCGCUGCCAUCAGCACUGCGAGGAAAGCCAAGAGAUGGGGUCUUAUACUGGGUGCUUUGGGAAGACAAGGCAACCCCCACAUCUUGACCAUGAUCGAGAAAUACCUUGAUAGAGAGGGCAUACCGCACGUCAAUCUUCUGCUCAGCGAAAUCUUCCCCGGAAAGCUCGCCCUGUUUGAAGAUGUGGAUUGCUGGGUGCAGAUUGCUUGUCCUAGGCUCAGUAUCGACUGGGGCUAUGCUUUCCCACGUCCAUUGUUGACGCCCUAUGAGGCUCUGGUGGUACUGGGCGCAAAGCAAGGGUGGGAAAAAGGAGACGGGACUUAUCCCAUGGACUUUUAUGCCAACAAUGGUCUGGCACGGACGACUGAGAAGGUCGCUGCGCAAGUUGGAGUGACCGCGUGA
Messenger RNA from Fonsecaea multimorphosa CBS 102226, 1341 nucleotides. Its product is annotated as diphthamide biosynthesis protein 1. NCBI's taxonomy places the organism in Eukaryota, Fungi, Ascomycota, Eurotiomycetes, Chaetothyriales, Herpotrichiellaceae. The record is from RefSeq and is a predicted model, not a curated record. Gene Ontology annotation, biological process: protein histidyl modification to diphthamide. Gene Ontology annotation, molecular function: 2-(3-amino-3-carboxypropyl)histidine synthase activity. The coding region runs from base 1 to 1341 and encodes 446 amino acids. The transcript is spliced from 2 exons.